AGCACCAAAACACCUCCUGGUGGCAUUCUCUCGAGGAGAACUGGUGCAGAGGUGCAGGUUCGGUCCCAGCGUUGCAUUGAGUCUCUCUCGAGUUAACAGCAAAGGCAGCCGUGUCUGCUCACUAAUUCGCAGCCAGCAGCAGCAGCAGAGACUGUGAUAACCAUGGCUUGCGAGGGGAGCCCUCCCUUUUCAACAGAAUCACCAGAGAAUGAUGCUGAUUCUCCACUCCUGCUGAAGAAGGGUAUGUCGAUUUUCCUGGACAUUUUACGGAGAGCAGACAAAAAUGAUGAUGGCAAGUUAUCGUUUGAUGAAUUCAAGGCUUACUUUGUAGAUGGAGUUCUCAAUACAGAUGAGAUGCAUGAACUGUAUCUAACCAUUGACACCAACCAAACUGGUAACAUAAAUAUUGAGGAAGUAUGUGAGUACUUUUCGCAACACUUGGGAGAGUAUGAGAAUGUACUGUCAGCACUGGAAGAUUUGAAUAUCUCAAUCCUGAAGGCAAUGGACAAAACAAAGAAAGAUUAUGAGGAUUCCUGUAAUCUGGAACAGUUUGUGACUCGGUUUCUUCUGAAGGAAACAGUGAACCAGCUUCAGUCCCUGCAGAAUUCCUUGGAAUGUGCCAUGGAAACCACCGAGGAGCAAACCCUUCAGGAAAAGCAGGGUCCCGUGAAACCUGAAGUUCUGUCGAUUCAGUGGUCGGGAAAAAGAUCUAAUCGGAGACUUCAGAGAAACAACAGCCUGUCUCCAAACAAUUCAAAUUUCAGCUUCUUAAGCUCAGGCCCCCAGAUGGAGGAAGACAACCAGUGGAUGACCCAGAUAAAUAGACUGCAGAAGCUGAUUGACCGCCUGGAGAAGAAGGACCUGAAGCUUGAACCACUGGAAGAAGAAGUAUUGGAGGGAAACACCAAAUCACACAUCCUGAUUGUUCAGCGUCAGAUAUCUGUGCUAGAAGAGGAGUUGGAAGAAUUUCGUCUAGCUUUGAGGCAGUACGUAGAGUCUGUUACUCCACAAACGGGGGCUUUGCACAUUUCAGUGCAGAAGCUUUCAAAUGAACCCCGUUUUAUACUGUAUGAAUUUUGGGAAAACAGCAAUCUCUGGAAAAACCAUCUUCAGACAAAUUAUAGCAAGACCUUUCAAAGGAGCAACGUAGAUUUCUUGGAGACACCAGAACUAAUGACAACAAUGCUUGUUCCCGCCUCUUGGUGGGUUCUGAAUAAUAACUGAAAAAUUGUGCUCAGCUGUCGCAGAGAAUUUGUGCAAUGUCUAGUUUUACGUAAAACAUGUAUUGAACUGGCAGAUCUUGUAUUGGAAUGCUAGGAACUAAUCAACCACGUAAAAGUGAUCCAUUCAGAAAUACUAGGUAUAAUCAACAUGAUAAUGAAUAUAUGGCAGGAAUUAAUGUGUUAUAGUAAAUAAACUGUUGACCAUACAGCAAUAUAUAAUUCAUAAGUAGCAAUGCUCAUAUUUAAAAGUGUGUAUUGUUUGUAUCACCAACUUGUACCACACAACUGUGCUUUUUUUUACACUCUGUCAAAGACAGAGCAUUACCCUCACCUAUAUUUACGGACUUGGUUGGAAAUAAUAGUCCACAAGUAAAGGGCAGCUUCCCUUGUUACUGACUUCACUACGUCCAUGUUAGAGGCAAGUAACACCUUUAAUAAUGGGAGAUGGAUUAGUGAGGUGGGGGGGGAUUAAGUUGUACCUUUCUAUUUGUGCACAAUUGGGACUAUAUUGUGAUCUGAUUAUGCGAUGGAUUUACAGGGUAGGAAGGGGAGGGCACGGAGGGACUAAUCUGGGUACAAGGAUAAAAGCAGAUACCAGGCUCAAAUUGCUGAGCUGGGUUUGUCUCCCAAAAAUAUAUCCGCCACCUAACCCUCUCAGGCUGUUGCUGAGAAUGAGGGCCAUGAUGUCUCGCUGUCUGCUAUGGUGAUUAGACUGUAGCCCCUCGAUCAGACAAUUACAACUGAAUAUUAUUGGUAACUUUAAAACACUGCAUUUUUGUUGUAUCAAUGUAAUUGAUAUUGCUGCUACUGUUAGCUUUCUGUUUGUUUAGUUUUGUUCAGUUCUUGUUUCUGUGAUAUAUUUCAGUGGUUUGGUUACUAUUGUUUAUUGUAUCUUCAAUAUUCUUUUUUAAAAAAGUUAGUGGUUUGUCAAUGAAUUGUUAAAUAGAGAACACAUUUACGCUAAGAUCAAGUCAUCAGGUUACCAACUCAGACCACAGCUGGCUGCUACCUGACAGCAUCUAAUCCUUUAGUUCAAUAUUGAUAGAGGAAAAAUAUUAAAUCAUAUUUUAGAUGCAAAUUAUUUUAAAUAGUGUUCGAGGAAUUUCAAGUAUUCAAGGUAUUUUAAACUAAAAUGAUCAGGGUAUCAUACAAUUAACUCAAACUUGAUUUUUUUUCUAAGCUAACCCCAUUGAAAAGCAGCUUGAGCGGGUGCUUGUGUGGUAUAAAUUAUGAAUCAUAGCAGUUUUAGACAUAUUCAGCUUUAUCAAACACAAUGGGAACUAAUGUAUUGAUAGUUGAUUUAAUUGUAUCUGUGGAAAGCACUUUAAAACCAGUGUGUUCUAUUCUGUAAUUGAAAAUAAAUAAUUACUUCUCAUACGAAUAAAAUAUGUAAGCCACAAGAAAUCAAAUAUAUUUGAUUUCUUCCACAUGUAUACUCAUUUUUUAUCUUUAGUGUUGAUUGGUUUAUUAAAAUUGUUCUACAGUGAAACAAAUAUAUCUGUUUUUGUCUCUAAAAGGAAUAUGUUCAAAGGAUACGGAAUGGAAUCAGAUCACAAUAGAUAUUGAUCUGAAUUCAAUGUCCAGAGAUAUAACCGAACAGGCAUUAAUAAAGUCAAACA
This is a messenger RNA of Callorhinchus milii (elephant shark), 2842 nucleotides long. It is a transcript of the gene necab1, whose product is annotated as N-terminal EF-hand calcium binding protein 1. Gene Ontology annotation, biological process: regulation of amyloid precursor protein biosynthetic process. Gene Ontology annotation, molecular function: calcium ion binding. Lineage: Eukaryota; Metazoa; Chordata; Chondrichthyes; Chimaeriformes; Callorhinchidae. Gene Ontology annotation, cellular component: cytoplasm. Bases 163 to 1224 code for a protein of 353 amino acids. The record is from RefSeq and is a predicted model, not a curated record. The transcript has 13 exons.